Molecule: messenger RNA, 2736 nt
Organism: Pangasianodon hypophthalmus (striped catfish)
Lineage: Eukaryota; Metazoa; Chordata; Actinopteri; Siluriformes; Pangasiidae
Product: rac GTPase-activating protein 1
Exons: 16
Coding region: 237-2402 (721 amino acids)
Biological process (GO): signal transduction
Source: RefSeq, a predicted model, not a curated record
GAUUAGCUGGAUCAUAUCAUCUCGGAUGUGUCUUUUGAUCUCGGAUGUACGAAGAACAGGCCCCAGGAAGUUAAAUAAUAAAUAAAUAAAUACAAACAAACAAACAAACAAAGUCGCUCGCGCCGGAUUUUGUUCAGCUGAUUGAAACCGGAAGUGGUGUGUGUGUGUGUGUGUGUGUGUGUAGAUGGUGUGUAGAUGGUGCUGGUCGUGCAGCAGGUGCUCUGUCGCAGUGCAUCAUGGGAGAGGAGUUCAUCAGGGAGCUGCUGAGUCUGUGCUUACACCGGCUUGCUUUAGAGCAAAACACACACUCUGAGCUCGAGCUUAUUGAGGUGGUGAGAAACUUCGAGGUGGUCAGGAAGAAAUGGCUUCACGCCGAACUGGAGCUGAAGAAAUACAAAGAGCUGCUGGUGAAAUCGGACGUGGCCCGCGCCGCGCUGGAGGUCAAACUCAAACACGCCCGCAAUCAGGUGGAUGUGGAGAUCAAGAAGCGUUAUAAAGUCGAGGCCGACUAUCAGUAUCUGGAGCGUCAGAUGCUGCUGAUGACUGAAAUUCUCGCUCAGGACAGCAAAUCAAAUGCCUGCCUUAAUGAGGAACAGAGGAACAUGCUGGCCAGCUUCCAUCCCCGAGGAGCUAACAUCACACAGCACAGAGGCAAACGGUUAUCUGUGAUCGAUGAGUCGUCCUUCCUGUCUCAUUCGGACAUCAGCUACGACAGGACCGAUGAUGACCUGGAUUUGGACAGUGCAGCUGUAGUGAAGCCUCUGAAGUCGAGACCUCGGGAGAAAAGACGUUCGUCGUUGGGGCCGAUCGUCGGACUUCCGAUACAGAAACGUGGGCGACUCGCUGGACGUUCUGGAGAUCUGCUCAGCGUGAGACCGUCAGAGAUGGAAGUGGAGGCAACAGUAGUCACAGCAUCAGUCACUACCCCUGAUAAUGGCGGUCAGAUCCACAUGGUGAUUGAUAUCACUCAGGAAAUGCCGGAGCCAAUCAGAACCCAAGCUGAUCUCCUCCCUUCUGUGAGCGAGCAGACAUCAGUGUGGGCUCACUCUGAAAUCACCGAAGUUGAGAUGGUGAUUGCACAGAUGGACGAGACUAGUGCAGAACCCAAAGUUCCUAUGUCUUUCAAUCCCACUGUGGACUCUAAUGUCCAGCACACUAACGUCCAGCAUGUUAACACCCAGAGGGCUAUUGUCCAGCAUGCUAAUGUCCAGCACAAUACUGUCCAGCAUGUCUUCCUGCCCAAAACUGUGAUACGUCCGGAGACAUGCACUCAAUGCAAGAAGAGGAUCCGUUUUGGGAAAGUGGCGGUGAAGUGCAGGGAUUGCCGUGUGAUCGCUCAUCCCGAGUGUAAACACCUGUGUUUGGAAAAAUGUUUCCCUAACACACAGAGAACUGUCCAGCCUAGUGAGGAGACAUUGGAGGGUUUUUGUCCCUCCAUUCCACCCCGGAUCCCAGCACUGAUCGUUCAGUGUGUUAAAGAAAUCGAGCGACGCGGCCUUGAGGAGAAGGGGCUGUACCGUGUGCCGGGAGGAGAGCGGGCGGUGAAGGAGUUACGGGAGCGGUACCUCAGUGCUAAAGGUCCUCUGCUGCUGCACAGAGUGGAUGAGAUUCAUGUGGUGUGUGGCCUCCUGAAGGACUUCCUGAGGAAACUCAGAGAGCCGCUCGUCACCUUCAAGCUCCACAAAACCUUCAUGGAAGCAGCAGAAUUAGCAGAUGAUGAUAACAGCUCAGCGAUGAUGAUCCAGGCCAUCGGAGAACUUCCACAGCCGAACAGGGAAACUCUCGCCUUCCUGAUACUGCAUCUGCAGAGGGUUACUCAGAGUCCUCAGUGUCAGAUGGAUCAGAAUAAUCUGGCUCGUGUUUUUGGACCCACCAUUAUCGGACAUGGCAUGUCAGAACCGUCUCCGCUUACCAUCAUGAGAGACACCAAUACGCAGCCCAAAGUGGUGUUGCGGCUGCUCUCUUUCCCAGCUGAUUACUGGAAGAGUCUCCUUACGGCAGAAGGAGAUCAGCCCAGUUCACACACACACACUGAGAGAGAUCAGCCCAGAUCACACACACACACUGGGAGAGAUCAGCCCAGAUCACACACACACACUGAGAGAGAUCAGCCCAGAUCACACACACACUUUGGGAGAGAUCAGCCCAGAUCACACACACACCCGGAGAGAGAUCAGCUUAUCUCUUCAGUCAUACAUUCCAACAUCAGCAGCUCCACUCCAUCCACAGACCGAGAUCGGAUGUUCAAACCCGUCACCUCUCCUGAGCUGAGUAAAUACAGCAGAACUCCAGGCGGCUCCUCCAUCAAGGGCAGGAUCAAGACCCUGGGCAAUGCUUUCAACAACCCAACCAAGCCAAGACCCGAACCGGCAAAAAAGAAGUUCUUUACAUCUCCAAAGUGAGAGACACAGGACUGGGAGUGUGUGUGUGUAUGUGUGUGUGUGUGUGUGUGUGUGUGUUUUCACCAGGUGUUGCAGAGUGUUUUGCUGUAAUAAUGUGGAGUAAUGUUUUUUCUUAGCAUGGUCAUGUGACUUAGCACUUUAUACUAAUUAUACUGUAGAAUACAUAAAGGAUAUUGUUGUUAUAUUACUGAUAAAUAUCAGGUAUAUUUAAUCCAUAUCAUGUUAAAAACUAUAACGUGUGUCUGAUUACCGGGAGAAUGUUUUCACUUUUUAUCAGGGUAAGCACUAUAAAAAAAAAUUAGCUGUAAAUAAACUUCAUGCAUCGAGGUGUGUG